Molecule: messenger RNA, 3153 nt
Organism: Procambarus clarkii (red swamp crayfish)
Lineage: Eukaryota; Metazoa; Arthropoda; Malacostraca; Decapoda; Cambaridae
Biological process (GO): oogenesis; negative regulation of translation
Cellular component (GO): perinuclear region of cytoplasm
Molecular function (GO): zinc ion binding; mRNA binding
Source: RefSeq, a predicted model, not a curated record
AGAAAGAGGAGUACAGUCAGCUGGGAAGGGUGGUUCUCAUUUCUUCCCUCUACACCUUAAAAUGGAUCAAAAUAUGGGAAGAAAAAAAAGGCACGACACAACCACCACCUGAAGGUCACUUCUAGCAACGACUCCAACCCUGCAACGAACUAUGAUUGGUCCCAUAUAAUGCGCCAAAUCGAGGUUGUACUGUAUGUGAGAAAAUGGAAGGAUGUCAUCAGCAAAAGAUCAUGCAGGUGGAAUCAGUCCCACUCAGAAUGCAGUAAGGCUACUAGCAACCCUUCUAAAGUAACAAGCGCUUUAUGGAAACAGCUCAGUGAGGAAUGUGAUACUAAUAUUAAAGCUCCUCUUUCACAUGCAACAUACCCAACAGAUAAAAAGGUCUCUCCAAAUGAGAGGAAUACUUCUAUAAAUAAUUCUUCAUUCCAAUCACAAGAUUUAUGGCAUACAUUGCACUGUCCUGCUUCAUUACAAAAUGAUUUUAACCACCAAAUAAUGCAAAAAGAUCCAUGGGAGCCAUUAACUACAGAUCAAGGAUCUCAUGAUCUGACAGAUAUUUUUAAUUCGAACUUUACUGACGAUAUAUUUAGAAAGUCCAACACAGAUGUAAAUGUGAUUUCUAUCAUAGGUAAUGAAGAAAAUAUUUACCCUUCGUUUUUCAAGGAUAUGAGUGAUAACAAAUUUGACUCUAGCGUAACCUGUGUUGAUGUAAAUGACUCGACAAACCCAAUAAGUCAACUGUUCCCAUCAAAUCCUUGUCUCGCUGACAGUAUAUGGAAUGAAAGUUCAAAAACACCAGCUGACAGUGCCUUUCCUUUUACUUCUGGAAAAGAUUCGUGUGGGUUACAUACAUCAAUGUCAUGGGAUAAUGCAAUUUCUUCAGGAUCUCAAAAACGAGUGUUGCAAGAUUUGGAGACUAAUAACCAGUGCUCAGUUAUUGGCCCUCCAAAGACAUGCCAUCCAUAUUCACUCCGGACAGCAAGAGAUUUUGUAUCUUCUCACAAACUGCCUUCAUCUUGUAAUGCUGGCGUUCCAGAGUCAUACAGCAAUCAGGGAGCAACAGUUGUUUUCCCUCAGAAACAACACACAGACUUGGUUGCUUUAAUGCAAGAACUGUCGAUGAUUGUUGGAGCAACGGAUGCCGGACAUCUUUUACAAGAUGGAAGUAUGUUACAUGCUUACACACAGCAAAAAACUCCAGUCAUGACUCCAGUGACUACUACUUCUAAAGGAUGUGUAUUUUGUAAGAACAAUAACUACCACUCCACCUUCUAUAAAUCCCAUUCAUUAAAGGAUGAACGUGGUCAUUGUCAGUGUCCUGUGUUGAGGCUAUAUGUCUGUCCUCUCUGCAGUGCUACUGGUGAUUUUGCUCACACAUUGAAAUAUUGUCCACGAAAUACUGUGACUAGAGGAGACCCAAUCUCAGCAGGCCUUCCACCUGGGAAGGUCACAAAUUGGAGGGAAGUAGCAAAUAGAAUGUUGGGACGAUAUAAUUCAAAUCACUGAUAUUUUGCAAUAUUGUUGACCACUUGUUGACUGGAAUGCAGUAUUAAAUAUUGCCAUCUACACCAGACUACCUUCAUGUUGUUAUUUAAGCACUACAUUGAACCACACGCACCUGGAAGGACAAAUUUCAUGACUACUAUUGUUAUGCAUCAUUUAUUUAAUGGCCUUUUCAUAGUGUACAUAUACUUUCAUAGUCACAAAUUUAACAAAUAUUUUAUGUAGGUUUAAUAAUAUUCAGUGUUAAUACCUGAAAAUUUAAAGAAUCAAAAUAUAAAUUGACUUCUAUAAUCAUGACAAGAUAUUUAAGACCAUUGCAAUAAAUUUGAUUUUUAUUCAUGUUGAUUGCCUCUACUAGAUGUCCUAAAUAUGUAGUUAUCUGUAUUUUUAAUAUAAGUAUUUAUGGAAAGAUAUGGAAUAUAGUUUUAUAGUAUAUAGUUGAAAAAGAUGGUAUUUUUGUAAUGUCUGGAAGCUUGAUAACAUAAUUUUAAUAUUUUGUUUUUAAUGUCCUCACGGAUAUUAUGGUGAUAUAGAACAGUAAAUGGAAAAUUUGUUGAAUCAUUACAUAAUGAAACUUUUAUACAAGUGUAUUAAGUUUUGUUGAAAGAAUAUUUCUGAAUUAUGAACUUAUGUAUAUUUGCUUUUUGAUAGAUGUUUAUGUGUAGGUAGAUCUACAUAUGUUGCAAUAGUGGUAUUUAUAGUAUUUUGUUGUUAAUUCAUUCUUGCAUUUAUUAGAAUGCAAAUGCAGCUGUCCUCUGUAGUGGUCAUGGAAUCCUCUAUAUUUGGUUAAGAGACAAUUUUUACUUGACUGUAUAAUGUCUUUUAAUAUCAAAAUACACAAAAUUGGUUCACAUUUUUAUAGUGUAUGUAAAAUUUCAUAAUUUACAUAUUAUUGUAUAUUGUAAUAUGUGAUUAUAGUGAUGCUGUGAUAAUUCAUCAGUACAUUGUUGAUCUUUCUUAAAUACCACAUCAAAGAUUAUGCUAUAUUAAGUUGUUUAACUUAGUGUGAGAAAUCUUUAUGGUCAAAUAGGAUGUUAAACGAUUGACUAACACAUAAGGAAAUUUUUUGUAAUGCUUUUGACAUUAUUUGUUUAAUGACAAUCAUAGGAAAAAUUACUGUACACCAAGUUACUAAUGGAAAUAUAUUGCUCCCAAUCAUCUUCAAUUAAUAUACUGUGCUUGGUACACUUUUUGAUAAUAUAUAGAAGGAUAUCAAUUGAAAAUAUAUAACACAAUAAAUUUAUAAAUGCAGAAAACAAAUUUAAGACAAAUCUUGGAGCACAAGAUUGGCAAAAAGCAUAAAUUUAUCUACUUAAACCCUUAUUUGUAAUAUUUAUUUAGAAAAUGCUUUUGAUGUAUUCCAUAUCCUCACUAUACCUUACUAGUUUAAAGGAAUAAAAUAAAAAUUUUUGUCUUAUUGGAAUUACAGUACGGAUACUGUGUGUCUUUGUGAAAUGCAUAUUGGCUAAACUUUAUUUAUUUUUGAUGGUUGUAUAAUCUACUUGUAAAGGGUACCUGAAUUAUUUUUAAGAGAUUUCUUUAUUUGUUAUUGCUGCCCUGACAUUAAUUGAUAUACAGAUAAAAUACUAUAAAAAGUUUUCUCCAUGUAUUGUAAGAGCUUAGUAAUUUGGAAUUAAAAAUGGCAGAAAA